AUGGCUUUCUUCAGCUGUUUCGGAGAGUGCUGGACCUUCAUCACCAGUCUCGUAAUGGGUGUGACGAUGGUGAUUGGUGUAAGCGCGGUAACUUCAGCACCCAGCUAUAUGUUGGACUACUACAAGUACGUCGCUGGGGAUGAGGGCACCGAGCCGAAAAACGAGAAAUUCUGGGAAACUGUGCUUACGUUUUACACGGUUGUUACCAUGGUGACUCAGACUAUUUUUGAACCGGUGAACCUCACGACCUUUUGCUGCCGAUUGUCGCUUCGAUUUCGCUUGCUGGCGUCUGGCGUGCUGAUGCUUCUGGAGUUGCUCGUUAUAUUGCUGCUGCCCACAUCGUCUGGGGUAUCCGAGGAAGGCGCCAUGGCUGCGGUGUUGCUGAUGGCGUUUGUGGGUGGUAUUGGACGAGUAUUUUAUGAAAACACUGGGUACGCACUGUUUGGACCUUGCCCGCCCACGAUGGGGGACGAUGAUAUUGGUGCAGAAGAAGAAGCCGGAUGCCCCAAGAGACGUUGCAGAGCUCCGCUCCAAAACAGAUUUGUUUCCGGCCAUAUUUACAAAGAAGUGGGAUGCAGAGUAUGCCCAAAGGCCUAUUUGAUGUUGUGGAUCUCGCCGAUGGAGCCAUUUAAAGAGGUCCUGUGGACGAUGCGCCCUCCGCUGCGGCGGUGGAGUGUGGAGGCGCCUUUGAAGGCCUCUGAACGGCGGAGUUGCUUAAGACGGCGAAACGCUGGCCAACCAUCGAGACAAUUUACCCUACACAAAUUCCAGUUAAUUUCAACUAGGUCGUCACGUGCCUUCUUGGUCCUGUAG
Molecule: messenger RNA, 813 nt
Organism: Trypanosoma grayi
Lineage: Eukaryota; Euglenozoa; Kinetoplastea; Trypanosomatida; Trypanosomatidae
Product: putative nucleoside transporter-like
Exons: 1
Coding region: 1-813 (270 amino acids)
Source: RefSeq, a predicted model, not a curated record